Messenger RNA from Naegleria lovaniensis, 3585 nucleotides. RefSeq lists its product as uncharacterized. Bases 1 to 3585 code for a protein of 1194 amino acids. Gene Ontology annotation, molecular function: protein binding. The record is from RefSeq and is a predicted model, not a curated record. Lineage: Eukaryota; Heterolobosea; Eutetramitea; Acrasida; Naegleriidae. The transcript has 4 exons.
AUGCCUUUUCAAAUUCAUCUCAACAGUUGGAGUGAGUGGCUCGAUUUUAUUCAUGAUCGAAUUGGAUCGGAAAAUCAAAUUACGGAACAAUACUUGUCGUAUUACAACAAGAAGAAAAAGUUGUUAUGUCCAAAGCAUAGGGACAGAACCAAAUACGAUGCGUUUAUUUCUCAGGCUAAUCUUACCGGUAGUCGGAGGACAAUACCCAUUCCUAAAAACACUAAAAAAUUGAAAUAUAGUGCAAACUUUGAUCAUGAUGCCGCUGAAAAUGAUACCAAAACUCCACUUGCAAGAAUGUGGAUUAUGCAAGAUUUGACUCAAAACACAAAGCACCAAGUCAGCGCACCAAAAUCCGACCUCGAAACAAGUGAUGAAAAGGUGGAUUCUCUUUGCAAAUUAAUUAGAGAAAACUUUGACGAUGAGCUCAAGUUUAAAGUCAUUUUGAUGAUUCCAACGUUCAGUAACCAGCCAGCAGCCAACCCCAAGUGUUAUGACAUUUAUUUCUCUCAAGAGAAGAUACUGCAAGACCAAAGAAUAACAGCUACUAGUAUACUCGAUCAACCCAUUCUGACCUAUCAUAAGUAUAGAACUCUUUCAAAGUACUUUAACCGCAAAAUGCAACAAUACAUGUUGCAAAAUUUAGACACCCUUGAUCUAAACAAAAUUUUACGGUCAACAGUCUCAAAUCACAACGCCGUCAACAUGAAUGAUACUGGUAUUUUUUCCAAGCUUGCAUAUCUUCUUUGUUUUAUCAAUGCCAAAAAGCAAUAUUUAUGUAACUACACUAACUGUUCAGAGAACAUGUAUGAGAUCUAUCCAGAAGUACAUAGAGCGAUCAUGAAAUGCAUGUUUCAUUACUGGCUGGAGAGUCAAGACGUAAAAAAUCGAUAUGCAUCUGUUUACGAGGAUCUGGAAGAUACUGAUACUGAUCUUUCGACCGAAGAAAGUUUUACACCAGAACAAUCUGAUCAAGAGGCACGUUUAGACGUUGAUGAAGAGACUCUUUUGCAGUCUGUAUCGCGCAGAGUAAUAGAAUAUCGAAAAAUGAUAACUUCUUCUGAAAGUACCUCAAUCGUCAAGAAAAUUGAACAAUUUAAAAAUUUGGAUUCUGAUAAUCAAGAGAUUAGUGUGAAAUUUGAAAACAAUAACCUUGAAAUAACAGAUCCAACAAAGAUCUGUGCUCACUAUGAACAUAUUGGAAUGGCAGAAGCAUCAGAAUUUGAUUAUUCCUCUUUAUCGGCUUUCAAUACAGGCUUUCCAAGCUAUCCAACUCCAAGACUUUGUUUCUAUUUGAACAGUAUUUUUAGAGUUGAGUUGAAAAAAGUUCUACCUUCUUUGUUCAGCGAUUUUUUCGCCGAGACCAUCGUGUUAUUCAAAACUAUAACAUUUGGAAAUGUGGGAUGGUAUCCAAUUAACAGCUUGUUAUUGCAUAUCAUUGUGGAAAAUGGAAAAACAGUUCCAAAAGGUUUAACUGAACAAGAUUUACUGAAAAAAUCAGAAUGUAGGCCUGACAAACGGAUUAGCCUGAACUUUGUGAACUUCAAAAUUGAAGAUUUGAGCAUGAUGUUGACCAACGAUAGACAUCUUCGCAGACCUCAUUCAAGAACUGGAGCACCAUCUCUGUUAAUCAAUUCACAUACCUUGUCCUCACAAUAUACCAAGAAAUUGACACAACAGAUUUUGAAAUAUGUCGACAACAGAGUAGAAACUAUUAGCUUUUGGAAUUAUGAAAUUAGAUUUAAAUCUAUUGGACAUGAAUUAGUUUUCUUAAAAAAUUUCUUUCCUCAAUUACGUGACAUUAACAUGCUACUCAGUCAACGUUCAAAUGAUUAUGAUAAGCUAGCUCCAGUUUCCAAUGCUCUCUCAGAUAUUAACACCACAAGUAUUCGAGAUUUAUGGCAUAACAGGCAUGAAUGUUCCUUUGAUAAGAUUAACAUAUUAAUUGAAGGACACAAACCAUUAGUUUUGGACAUUAGAAAUACUACUGCCUACACAGUACCACAGCCAAAAGAUGAAGACCCCAUUUUAGAGAAUCUACUUUUUACUCAGAACUCAGCAACAGCAAACGAAUCAACAGAUUUGGAUAACGAAUUAACUCUUAAACUGAUGCACGUUGCUCAAUUGAAAUGGGACCAUCUUCAACAACUCACACAAAAACCUGGCUUUUACGUUCAUAUCAACAGCAUCAUUUUACAUUUGAUAUAUCAAAAACAAGUUCCAAUUGCUGUAAAAAAGGACCUUGUACAAAAGGCCCUUAAUGAGCUUUCAAUUCCUAUCAAAAAACUCAUUUUAACUAACAAUACUAGCUACAUCGAAGGAUCACGAGUCGUGGAAGAGUAUUUGAUCUUUAAAGCAAAUCAAAGUGGUGAAAGCUUGUUACAUAUUGGCCAAGGCAAUCCAAAUGGUAUUGGUCAAAAACUGCUUUGUUGUUUAUACUAUGGAUGGAACGUUUUCCAAAAUACGAAAGAGCUUGAGAAUUUAUUCUUAAUACUGCUUCAGCAGUCAUAUAGAGUUGAAAGCAUGAAGCAUUUACUGGAUUUGCUUACGGCAAAAGUAAUUUACGAAAACGCAAGCAGACAAUUAUUUGUUAAAUAUAUUGCUCAGCAUAUUUAUGGGCAAGUCAGAGAAGAAGAAAUUGAUGAAAUUUUGGCAGCUAUCGAACACGGAAAAGAGCAUACUUGUUCAAACAAUGCUGACUAUGACGAGUGUAGGAAGAUAUUAACACUAUUUUUUACUUAUUUCAGCAAGCCAAAGCAUGACACUUUAUUCAAGGAUCAAAUGUUACAACUUGAUGCUAAUAAGCUCUUUUUCAUGAUUUUGAGUGCCGUUGCUCAAGGCGAUGUAGAUAGGGUGGAGGUAGUUCUGAAUUUAGCUGUUGAAUUGGAUUAUUUCUCUGAAGUUUUUAACAAAACAUAUACGGCUGUCACUAUCAAAAAUCAUCUAACACGAGAAGCAAUCACGAAACAAGUUGAUCUUGAACCGAUGGAACUAAGCAGGACUAAACAAAUGUUGAGAAACAUUUAUCAGAAAAAAUUGCCUUUGGAUGAAAAGUUUACAAUUUCUACUCUUGAUGCAGCGGUCUAUAACUGUAUUGCAAAUAUUGAGGUUGAUUUGUUCUCUACAAUGGUGCGAUCAUCAAGCAUACCCUUAAUUGUGUUGCAAGGUAUUUUAGAAAAGAAAAUCAACGAAAAUCAAUUACUUUUUGCAGAUUCGUUAGGUAAUACCUGUCUUCAUUGUGCAUUAAUUACUGCUAUUGAACAUCCGUCCUUCUAUCAUGCAUUACUGACAAAGCAACCCAAGUUGCUAAACAUGGUCAACAACGAUUUAAACACUGCAUUGCAUAUUGCGUGUUACAAAAUUGACUUGCUUCCAACUAUUGCUCGAAUACUGGUUGAUUACGGAGCAAAAUUGGAUGCAUUAAAUUGUCAAGGGCUAACCCCAUUCGAGAUUGCAUGCCACACAGUGAAAUGUAAUUUGGCUAGCUCUCAUCUUGUCCAAGAUUUAUCUUGGUUGAUGCCAAAUGUAACAGAUUUCAAUAAGAUGGAAAUAUUCCAGCGAAUGGUUACAGAGCAGAGAGAUCUCUAA